GUGAAAACGGAUCCGAGGGAAGGAGGAGUGAGAGAUAAAAGGGAACAUUAAGAGGGAGGGAUGAUGGAGGGCGUGGUGGAGAUAUAAAGGCGUCCCCGCAUCGACUUCCUCAUCACUUCAUUUCUCCGCUCACACUUCUCUACGUCAACUACAACAACUCAGUCAUCAUGGGUGAAGUUCAGACCGCCAUCGUUUUACUCAUCAACGCCUUCCAAAGGUAUGCCGGCAAGGAGGGCGACGCGAACGCCAUGAAUAAAGGAGAGGUGAAGGAUAUGCUCAAAAACGAAUUCGGCUUGGAAAUGGGGAAAGCCAAGGACCAGGCAGCUAUCGACAACCUCUUCAAGGAUCUGGAUGCCAACAGCGACAACAGCGUGGAUUUCAUGGAGUUUGUCAGCCUGGUGGCUUCCCUCGCUAUGAUAAUGCAAGAGAGCUUGGUGAAAGCCAAAAAAUAGAGCCUGUUUCCAAAAAAAACUACCUUCAAGUCAUACGUACUUCAGGUCAAUAAUAAACAACAUGAAAAAUA
Syngnathus typhle (broad-nosed pipefish) is the source of this 523-nucleotide messenger RNA. Its product is annotated as ictacalcin-like. The record is from RefSeq and is a predicted model, not a curated record. The transcript is spliced from 3 exons. Gene Ontology annotation, molecular function: calcium ion binding; transition metal ion binding. Bases 168 to 452 code for a protein of 94 amino acids. Lineage: Eukaryota; Metazoa; Chordata; Actinopteri; Syngnathiformes; Syngnathidae.